This is a messenger RNA of Hyalella azteca, 816 nucleotides long. RefSeq lists its product as uncharacterized. The transcript is spliced from 2 exons. The record is from RefSeq and is a predicted model, not a curated record. The annotation marks the transcript as partial. NCBI's taxonomy places the organism in Eukaryota, Metazoa, Arthropoda, Malacostraca, Amphipoda, Hyalellidae.
GGGUGUGAAGCCCCGUGCAGAUGAGUGGGUAGCAGAGACUAAGCAAGUCAUUGUGAACCCCGAGAAAGAGAGGGAAGAUAAGCUUAGAGAGGAAGCCUUCAAGCAGAAAGAGAAGCAGAUGAUUGAGCUGAAAAAGAGUAUGAAGGAGGAUCGAGACAUUGCUGCUGCCAUCAAAGCAGAGCACCGCAAUGAUCUCAGCAAAUGCUGGGUGCACAAAGCACAGAAGGCGGUGCCGCUUCCCAGUGAAAGAUUGAAUUCUUGUGUUUAGCUUCUUGAUUCUCUGUUUAAUUUACUGUAUUUUAUGUUAAAUUGCCUGGGUUUGGUGCAUAGUAUUUCUUAGAAUUAACAGGUUAUUGAUAGUUGUUCAUAAUUUGCUUGAUAACUACCUAUGCCAUUGUGGACUGGAAAUUUUUGAACAUGUCAUUAGUUUCCACUUUUGUGAGCAACUUCAGUUUUGCUGAUUCAUAAAAUUUGGCUAAUUGCUUCUCUUGAAUUCUUUUGGAAUAGUUAUUAUCUGACAUUCAAAAUAGUGCAAAUACUUUUUUCCUCUCACUUUAUACACAGAUUGCUUAAUAGUGAAAGUUACAAGUAUUUGCAACUUUAAUGUGAGGUAUUAAACAUUUUAUUAAGACUUUAUUGAGUAUUUUAUGAAUUCUGUAAUACUAUCGGAAAUUUCAAUAGUAGUUGCAUGCUUUGCAGAUAUUAUUUAGGGAUUAAUUUACAUUAAUAAUAGAUGCUCUCACUACUAAUUUCUUACUAAUACUCAUUACUCUUAUUAUUAUUAUUCAUUCCUCAUCGUGUAAUUGUUAAUUUAAA